UGAGAACAAAAACACAACUUUUUUAGAUCUUCAAACGAAUUUCUAUCGCCAUCAAUUCUUUUGUGAGAUAUAGAAACAGGAUGAAUGAGCAAACUACACAAGAUAAUAAUCCCACAGCUCCAACCAUCCUUCCAGCAAAGCGAAGGCGCGGCCGCCCACGCAAAGAUGGAGGUGUUGCUAAAAGAGGGAAUUUACAAUCUCCAGUGACUCCCCCACCACCUGAAACCAUCAAGAAAGUUCAACAAAAUGCAGUUGAACUGAGCCAAAGAGAUGGAAGCAUUGUUGGUGGUAAUAACAUUAUAGGACAGAUGGUUUCUGGUGUCGUUGACGGUUGUUUUGAUGCAGGGUACUUCAUCUCAGUACGCGUAGGUAAUAGCGCCACCACCCUCCGCGGAUUAGUUUUCCAGCCGGGGCGAUUCGCUCCUAUUACACCAGCAAAUGAUGUUGCCCCUUCAGCUACAAUGUAUCAUAGAAACCAAGUUUCAACCCCACUUUUAAACCUUCAGCAAGAAAACCAGCCAAAUGUUGCACCAGCACAAGUUUUACCUUCUAAGCCAAUGUCAAGUGCAACAUUUGUACCAAAUAACAGUCAAUUUGCUCCUGUUAUGGCACCUCAGUCUGACACUGUUAUGACAUCUAACGAGGCGCGAAGUAAAAUCAUGCUGCAGCAAAAUCAAUCUCAAUCUACCCUUCCACUGGAAAAUCUUAGAAUGGUUGAACAGGAUGAAGUAAUGCAAGUGUUUGAAGUCACAAAUCAAUCAGAAGGGACUGAAAUAAAUGCAGAACCAACAAAAGGUAUGUUUUCAGAAUCCUUAUUAGAACCAAAAGCUAGUGAAGGAACUAGCAACCAAAACCAAGUUAUGGGCUCAACAUUUCAGCCUGCUGUGGACCACCAAUCGAUCGAAUCUGAAUCCAAGAACGAUAAGCAGCUGAAUCCUGAGCAGUCGUAUAUGCAAACGUUACUUCAGCCGGGAGAGUUUGUUCACUGUGAAGCGAAGAAACUUGAGAUCCACCGAGCUCCUAUAAACGCUCAAACUCAAGUCGAUUUCCAAGGACUUUCUCCCAUGAAUGAAGACAUUCAGAUGAAAGACUGGACGCAAAGCGGACAAGAAAACCAACAGAAUCAAUUCAAUCAAAGUAGUCUAUUUGCUGAACUUAACUCUGUUGCCCAAGAAACACAAGCUGCUGAAACUCAAGUUAUUGAACAGAACCAUACACAUAUGAUGGAGAAACUACACUAUGUUGAGAUGCCUGAGGCUACUAAUGAAAAUUCAAAUGCUGAUAUCAACCAAGUAGUGGUUACUAGUGAAACUCAAGCGGCGGCUCCAGAAUCGAUUAAGACUUCAAUGGACUUCAUGAUGGAAAAGCUGAGUUACUCAAAGAAUGAGGAAUCUCAAAAUACUCAUGUUGGAACUGAAGUUGAGUUAGCAGUAAAUGCUGAAACAUCAAAUGAAACUAAGGAAGCAAGUGAUCCUGGUGACAAACUUGUGUUAGGUUCUCAAUUAGCAUCACAACAAGAAGAGGCAGAGACAGGAAAUUCUGAUCAAUCAGCAAAAGUUGAAACACAAAAUAAAAGUUGUGAUGGUGGCAACAACAACUUGGAGAUUGUUAACCAAGGCCAGCAAAACCAACCUUGAAGCAGCUUAUAAAUAAAGAUAAAACAAGAUUUUAUUUUCGAUUUUAUUUUAUCUAUAAGUAGCUGACAGAAGGGAGCCUGGGAGCAACGGUAAAGUUGUCUCCGUGUGACCUAUAAGUCAUGGUUCGAUCCAUGGAAACAGCCACUAACUCUUGCGUUAGGUUAGGCUGUCUACAUCACAUCCUUUAGGUACGGCUCUUUCCCCGAUCCUGCAUAAACGCGGGAUGCUUUGUGCAUCGGGCUGCCCUUUAUAAGCAAUUGAUUGAUAGUUUAGAGCCUUAUCUUCGAGUUAGACUUGGUUUCUUUUUCUUUUAUUUUGCAAGACUUUUUUGGAGUCACUGGACCUGAAUCAUCCCAAUUAUGUAUGCUUUUCUCAUCA
Messenger RNA from Nicotiana attenuata, 2015 nucleotides. RefSeq lists its product as uncharacterized. NCBI's taxonomy places the organism in Eukaryota, Viridiplantae, Streptophyta, Magnoliopsida, Solanales, Solanaceae. The transcript has 2 exons. Bases 81 to 1637 code for a protein of 518 amino acids. The record is from RefSeq and is a predicted model, not a curated record.